UUCGUAAAAAUAAAAAAAAUAAUCUAAGAUAGGAGGGAUGUGAUCCUGAGACCUUCUUCAGAUUCAUUGUAGCAGGAGAGUUCUUGGUUGGCUUUUCCUCGACGGAGGGAGUAGAUGCAAACAUCGGCACAAGCCGUCACGCAGAUUGCAUCAGAUCUCAGAAGGCGCCGACGAUUCUAGGGUUUUUCCCGCGCCGUCGCGGGUCUCCUCCCCGUCUCAUCCUCCGGCCUCCUCCGCCAGUUGCCGUCCUGAUCCACGCCGCCGGCCUCCUCCGCCCUCGCCGCAUUCUGGGACGAGGAGUCCUCCUCCCCCUGACGCCUAGUAUCCCGCCGCCGGCAGCCGCCCUGCUCCUCUCGCCAGAUCCCGGCCUCCUCCCCUGCAGCAAAGAUGGUUUUAAAGGGGAACUAAGAUUUUGUUCCUGUAGUACCAAUCAUAUUGCCCUGAUGCUAUGAUUGUACGGUUGAAACCAGCACUUCCCCCUGAUAACAUUUAUGUGCUAGAAUGGGUCGGAAGGCUGGUGCGCUGUACAUAAACCCAAAGAAGUUUGGUGGUGGCGCUAAACCCUGCAUGAUUGAGAUGGUGUCCUUCCUCAACUGCUUAGCUUUGAACAAGCAGAAUGAUGACAAGUGUGUCAGGCAGAAGGAUCUCUUGGUUGCUUGUACUCAGGCUCAGAAAGGGAGGCCAAAGAAUGCAACGAAGACCAUCAAUUACCAUCUUCAGCGGCUUGCGCGAGACAAGGGCUUGUAGCUUCCCAACCAUACGGAAUCAUUUCUUCAUCAUGUCUAUUGCCUUGUCCAGUCUGCAAGACUCAAGGCGUUAUUUUCUUCCAAGUAGCCUUGACGAAAUGAGUAGUAGGGAAAUGGCUAGCAUAGAAAUAAUUUUUACAUGCCAGACUGGGAAUAUCAGGACAAUAUCAAUAUGAUUGUCUUAUUAAAUUGUUAUUAUUUAUAAGGCGGUAUACCUCCAUUUUGGUUGAUGUGUU
This is a messenger RNA of Oryza sativa Japonica Group (Japanese rice), 982 nucleotides long. RefSeq lists its product as uncharacterized. NCBI's taxonomy places the organism in Eukaryota, Viridiplantae, Streptophyta, Magnoliopsida, Poales, Poaceae. Gene Ontology annotation, biological process: mitochondrial translation. The record is from RefSeq and is a predicted model, not a curated record. Gene Ontology annotation, molecular function: structural constituent of ribosome.